CUGAGAGUGCAGCGCGGGGGAAUCCUGGCCGCCGUAUCCCGCACCCGGACCCCGCGCCCGGCGUCCGCACCUGGACCGCGCACUCCGCACCCCGAACCCCGCACCCCGCGGCAUGGGCCGCCCCGCUUGAACGCCGCUCCCGACCCGCGUCCCCGGCCAGCGCGCGGCGAUGGCGAAGGCGACGUCCGGUGCCGUGGGGCUGCGGCUCCUGCUGUUGCUGCCGCUGCUCGGCGAAGCCCCUCUGGGCCUGUACUUCCCAAGGGAUGCCUACUGGGAGCGGCUGUACUUGGACCAGCCAGCUGGCACACCGCUGCUCUAUGUGCACGCCCUGCGUGACGCACCCGGGGAGGUGCCCAGCUUUCACCUGGGCCAGCACCUCUAUGGUGUCUACCACAAGCCGCUGCACAGAAAUGACUGGAUCCGUGUGGAGGAAACUGGCCUUCUCUACCUCAACCGCAGCCUGGACCUCGGCUCCUGGGAGCAGCUCAGCCUGCGAAACGGUGGCUUUCCCCUGCUGACCAUCUUCCUCCAUGUCUUCCUGUCAUCCCCACCCCUGCGUGAGGGCGAGUGCCACUGGCCAGGGUGUGCCCGAGUAUACUUCUCCUUCAUCAACGCCUCCUUCCCGGCCUGCAGCUCCCUUUCAUCCCGGGAGAUCUGCUUCCCAGAAAAUGGGCUAUCCUUCCGAAUCCGAGAGAACAGGCCACCUGGCACCUUCCACCAGUUCCGUCUGCUGCCCGUGCACUUCUUGUGCCCCAACAUCAGCGUGGUCUACAAGCUUCUGCAAGGAGGUGGUGACAGUGGUCCCUUUCGCUGCGCCCCGGACAGCUUGGAAGUGAGCACGCGCCGCACCCUGGACCGUGAGCGCCAGGAGCGUUUUGACCUGGUGGCUGUGUGCACGGUGAGGUCCGGCGCACGUGAGGAGGAGGUGGUGCGGGAGCCCUUCCCGAUCACUGUGUACGACGAGGACGACUCGGCGCCCAGCGUAGUAGCGGGAGCCUCAGACACAGCCAACGCGGAGGUGGCCUUCAGGCGCAAGGAGGGCACUGUAGUGGCUAUGCUACGGGUGUUUGACGCAGAUGUGGUACCGGCCUCAGCAGAGCUAGUCCGACGCUACACCGGCACCCUGCUGCCCGGGGAUCCCUGGGCCCAUCAGCAUUUCCGCCUGGAGCAUGCACCCAACGAGACCCGUGUGGUGGCUGAGGACGGCGGCACCGUGCGUGCCACUGUGCACGACUUUAAGCUGGUUCUUAACCAGAGCCUGCCCAUCUCAGAGAGCCGAACACUGCAGCUGGAUGUGCUGGUCAAUGACUCCACCUUCCAGGGCCCAGGCUCAGGCAUCCUCCUCCUCCACUUCAACGUGUCAGUGCUGCCUGUCCACCUACGCCUGCCCAGCACCUAUACCUUCUCUGUAAGCAGGCAGGCCCACCGUUACGCCCAGGUCGGCAAGGUCUGUGUGGAGCACUGCCAGGAGCUCAGCGGUAUCCAUGUCCAGUACAAGCUUCAGCCAUCCAGCGCCAACUGCAGCGCCUUGGGGGUGCUCAGUUCGGCCAAGGAUACCUCAGGGACCCUGUUCGUGAAUGACACAGAGGCUCUACGGCGGCCCGAGUGUGAUGAGCUGCAGUACACGGUGGUGGCCACCGACCUGGAGACCCACAUUCAGGCCCAGGCCAUGCUGAUGGUCACUGUGGAGAGGACAUAUGUGGCCGAGGCAGUGGGCUGCCCCCUGUCCUGUGCAGUCAGUAAGAGGCGUUCCGAGUGCGAGGAGUGCGGUGGCCUGGGGGCCCUGUCCGGCCGGUGCGAGUGGCGGCAGGGUGACGGCAAAGGGAUCUCCAGAAACUUCUCCACCUGCUCCCCCAGCACCAAGACCUGCCCCGAUGGCCACUGUGAUGUUGUGGAGAACCAGGACCCCCACAUCUGCCCCCAGGACUGCCUACGGGGCAGCAUCGUUGGCGGCCAUGAGCCAGGGGAGCGCCGGGGGAUCAGAGCUGGCUAUGGCACCUGCAGCUGCUUCCCAGAGGAAAGAAAGUGCUUCUGCGAGCCUGAGGACAGCCAGGGCCCGCUGUGUGACGACCUGUGCCGCAUAGUGAUCGUGGUGGCUGUGUUCUUCUCCUUCAUCGUCUCGGUGCUGCUGUCCUCCUUCUGCAUCUACCGCUAUCACAAGCACACACAUAAACCGCCUAUCGCGUCUGCAGAGAUGACCUUCUGCAGGCCUUCCCAGACCUUCCCGGUCAGCUACUCCUCAGCAGGGGCCCGCCGGCCCUCGCUGGACUCCAUGGAGAACCAGGUUUCUGUGGACACCGUCAAGAUCCAGGAGGACCCAAAGUGGGAAUUCCCACGCAAGGACUUGGUUCUUGGGAAGACGCUGGGAGAGGGCGAGUUUGGGAAGGUGGUAAAGGCCACAGCCUUCCGCUUGAAGGGCAGAGCUGGCUACACCACGGUGGCUGUGAAGAUGCUGAAAGAGAAUGCAUCCCAGAGCGAGCUUCGUGACCUGAUGUCUGAGUUCAACCUCCUGAAGCAGGUCAACCACCCGCAUGUUAUCAGGUUGUACGGGGCCUGCAGCCAGGAUGGACCACUCCUCCUCAUCGUGGAGUAUGCCAAGUAUGGGUCCCUGAGAGGUUUCCUCCGGGACAGCCGCAAGGUGGGGCCCGGCUAUGUGGGCAGUGGAGGUAGCCGCAACUCUGGUGCCCUGGAUCACCCAGAUGAGCGGGCGCUGACCAUGGGUGACCUCAUCUCCUUCGCAUGGCAGAUCUCCAGGGGUAUGCAGUAUCUGGCUGAGAUGAAGCUCGUGCACCGGGACCUGGCAGCCAGGAACAUCCUGGUGGCCGAAGGGCGGAAGAUGAAGAUCUCAGACUUUGGGCUGUCCCGCGACGUGUAUGAGGAAGACUCCUACGUGAAAAGGAGCAAGGGCCGGAUUCCUGUCAAGUGGAUGGCGAUCGAGUCCCUCUUCGACCACAUUUAUACCACACAGAGUGACGUGUGGUCCUUCGGGGUCCUACUGUGGGAGAUCGUGACCCUCGGGGGUAACCCAUACCCUGGGAUUCCUCCUGAGCGACUGUUCAACCUCCUAAAGACGGGCCACCGCAUGGACAGGCCAGACAACUGCAGCGAAGAGAUGUACCGACUCAUGUUGCAGUGCUGGAAGCAGGAGCCAGACAAGAGGCCUGUGUUUGCUGACAUCAGCAAAGACUUGGAGAAGAUGAUGGUCAAGAGCAGAGACUACCUGGACCUUGCAGCGUCUACCCCGUCAGACUCGCUGCUGUAUGACGACGGCCUCUCAGAGGAGGAGACGCCGCUGGUGGACUGCAGCAGUGCCCCCCUCCCUCGUGCCCUCCCCUCCACAUGGAUUGAAAACAAACUCUAUGGCAUGUCAGACCCGAGCUGGCCUGGAGAGAGUCCUGUACCACUCCCGAGAGCCGAUGGCACUAACACUGGGUUUCCGAGAUAUGCAAAUGAUAGUGUAUAUGCUAACUGGAUGGUUUCGCCCGCAGCGGCGAAGUUAACGGACACGUUUAAUAGUUAACAUUUCUGUGUGCAUGAGCGUGGACUCAGGAGGGGAAGAACGUGCCAAGAAUGGACAGUCUACCGGUCCUUGCUGUGCCUGUCACCCUGGCCAGGCCACACCCAGGUGGCAGACUCGUUCCUAGUAAUUGGUUGUAACUGGUUUCCAAAGUGGUUUCUUCCCUGAUGGCUGGUGGUGAUGUCCCUCCUAGCAGAUGUGGCCGCUGGGUGAGUGCUGAGUCUUGGCGCUAAGUUAUCCUUGCGCUUUCGCACCAGGCAGCCCCUCUUGUCCAUGGCCACUGGUGACUACCAUGUGCUCCCAGUCCCGUGUGGGCCUGCCACUUGCUACCUUGUACAAGAUAUUGUAUCUGAACUGUCUGAUUUUCCUAGUUGCCACUGAAACAGUGCAACAAGGUGAAACCGUGAAGCACACACACACACACACACACACACACACACACACACGGGCAGUAGGAAAACCCUGACCAGAGUAGACUGGCCUUACUCAAAAGAAGCCAGUGGGGCCUGAGUGGUGACAGCAAACCCCACCUCCACCCUGAAGCAGGAGGGGAAGGGGGUACCAGGACAGGCCUCAGCUCCAAAUUUGAAAUGCUAGGAAUGGUUUUUAAAAUCAUAUAGCCUUUUGUUAGGAAGACACUUUGCUUCUCCAUUAUUAAAGCGAUUCUUAGAUCUAGCACAAUGGAAAUCUGAUGCUGCCCUUGCUGUGUGCCCAGCAACCUUGGGGAGGAGAUCACGGACAGGUGCAGGCCUCAAGUGGCCGUGUGAGAGGACUAUGACCCUACCACCACAGCACAGAACACGGCGGCCUAGGUGCUCCAUCACACCACCACUGCCCUGCCACGUGCCCUGAGGAGAGCAGCACAGGCCUCAGCACUCAGACCAGGUGGGGCUGCGUGUGUGUUAGUAGGUCCCCUAGUGCUCUCUUCUGAAGGGACCGAUCUGCUAGUCAUGUUACAAGUGAUGUUGACAGUGCCACAGACCACUGCACCACACUGCAGCUCUGCCUGGGGAAGCCUCAGUGCAGCUCUUCCGGCUGGCAGACAGCAAGAUCUUUUGGUUUCCUCGAUUCUGACCAAGAUUCAGACGUAAGUUUCUUGUCACUGUGCACUCUGGUGGGGACACACCCUGCACCCCUGCAGCCGUGGGGGUGACUACAGGAGUCCAGAGCAGUCAUGCAGCAGGAAGGCGUUGCACCACCAGAACACUGCCUGGUUAUCAGAUAUCAGCACUGUGAGGGACUUCAGGUGGUCUCCAUAAACACUGCACCUGGUGGGCACUUCACAAGCAGCGAGUGAUGGCUGCUGUGUGGCAGGAAGGCCUGAAUGGGAGUGUGACAGCCCUGUGGUAGGUGUGUGUAGAAGCAUAUACACACAUCCAGAGAGAGCCAGACAUGCUCACAGGGAUGUGUGACACGGCUUUAGUUGGGGCCACUUUCCAGAUACACUGUGAUAAAUUUUGCAUUGCUAUAGUCAUGGCAAAGUCUUGAUUUUCAGAUGAGUUUCAUGAUAGUUUUAUUAAAUGCAGAACUAAAGAUAGUUAUUUAAGUGCCCACCCAAUACGUAUGAAUUUUAUAGCUGGUUUCUUCUCAUGGCUUGAGACCUCUGGGUCCAAACACUCAGCCAGGGUUGGGGAAUUAACACUUGCCUAGUAACCCGGCCAGCUGAGUUACAAAAGAACCCAUGCCGAGUAAUCCUGUCAGAAAAUGUUCACUCACAUAUAUGCAGGCAUUGCUAAGUAUUAAGUGUUGCCGAGUGUUAAGUAGCAAUCUGUCAGCUAUUAAAUGUGUGAAAUCCAUUAAGAAAGGUUAUUAAACUAUGCCAUGUUAAUUUGUUCUUGUAGUCAAGGUGACUA
This is a messenger RNA of Octodon degus (degu), 5370 nucleotides long. It is a transcript of the gene Ret, whose product is annotated as ret proto-oncogene. NCBI's taxonomy places the organism in Eukaryota, Metazoa, Chordata, Mammalia, Rodentia, Octodontidae. Gene Ontology annotation, cellular component: axon; signaling receptor complex; membrane. The record is from RefSeq and is a predicted model, not a curated record. Gene Ontology annotation, molecular function: ATP binding; calcium ion binding; transmembrane receptor protein tyrosine kinase activity. The transcript has 20 exons. Gene Ontology annotation, biological process: positive regulation of kinase activity; cell surface receptor protein tyrosine kinase signaling pathway; homophilic cell-cell adhesion. Bases 170 to 3520 code for a protein of 1116 amino acids.